AUGAGCAGGCCGCGCGCGCUCUCGCCCGCCUGCCGUUUCCUAGCCCCAGCCUGUGAUUGGUGCAGGCCUCGGACCUGGCGGACCCCGAAUGCCAGGCCCCGAAAAAGCGGCAGCCGAGGCGGCCGAGUCCUCCGGCCUCCGACCCGCCCCCCCGCCCUGGCUCGAGCCCGCCAAGCGAAGUUUGUGAAUGGGCAUAGAUGAUUAUGGAUCCAGGUGGUGGAAGUCUUGGGUUGCAGACACAGGAAUCCAAAAUGCCUCACACUAUGAUUAUGCAGGAUUUUGUGGCUGGAAUGGCUGGUACCGCUCAUAUUGAUGGAGACCAUAUUGUUGUAUCGGUCCCUGAAGCUGUACUAGUUUCCGAUGUUGUCACUGAUGACGGGAUAACCCUCGAUCAUGGCUUAGCAGCUGAAGUUGUCCAAGGACCUGAUAUCAUAACUGAAACUGACGUCGUUACGGAAGGCGUGAUCGUUCCUGAAUCUGUGUUGGAAGCGGAUGUUGCUAUUGAAGAAGCACUAGAUACCAGUGAUCAUGUUUUGACUUCGGAUCUAAUAACAGAAACUGUUAGGGUUCCUGAUCAGGUUUUUGUGGCUGAUCUUGUUACGGGUCCCGAUGGACAUUUGGAACACGUUGUACAAGAUUCUGUGUCAGGAGCUGACUCCCCCACGAUCGUUUCAGAAGAGGUUCUUGUAACUAAUUCAGAUACAGAAACUGUGAUUCAAGCAGCUGGCACUGUUCCUGGUUCUACAGUUACUAUAAAGACUGAAGAUGAUGAUGAUGGCAAGAGCACAUCUGAAGACUAUUUAAUGAUAUCUUUGGAUGAUGUUGGUGAAAAGCUUGACCAUAUUGGAAACACGCCAUUAAAAAUCAGCACUGAGGUUUCGCAUGACGACGUAUCUAAAGACGAUGGGUUUGGCUCCGAAGUUAUUAAAGUUUACAUAUUUAAAGCUGAAGCUGAGGAUGAUGUGGAAAUAGGUGGAACAGAAAUUGUAACAGAGAGUGACUUUCAUAAUGGGCAUUCUGUAGCUGGAGUUCUAGAGCAAGGAGGCGUUGGCAGAGUACAGCGAGAGAAGAUGGUUUAUAUGGCUGUUAAGGAUUCCUCUCAGGAGGAUGAAGAUAUUAGUUGUGCUGAAAUAGCAGAUGAAGUUUACAUGGAGGUUAUUGUUGGUGAAGAGGAAGCAACGUCUCUUCCUGAUGCACAGCUUGAAGACUCUGGUGUGAAUAAAACUUUUGUCCCUGUUGCAUGGGCUGCUGCUUAUGGAGAUGAUAGAAGACUUCCCAGGAGGUAUGAAGACUGUCAAACACCAGGAACCAACGUGGAUGCAAGAUUAGAAAACAAAAAUGGUAAUGCAACACAAUACCUGCAAAUCUGUGAUAGCAUUAGCACAAAUAGACUGCUUAAACAGAAGGCCAAGAAAAGAAGAAGAGGGGAAACAAGGCAGUGGCAAACAGCUGUUAUAAUAGGUCCUGAUGGACAGCCCUUAACAGUCUACCCUUGCCAUAUAUGUGGGAAAAAAUUUAAAUCCAGGGGAUUCUUAAAAAGGCAUAUGAAAAACCACCCAGAUCACAUGAUUAAGAAGAAAUACCAGUGCACAGACUGUGAUUUUACAACUAACAAGAAAGUGAGCUUUCAUAAUCACCUGGAGAGCCACAAGCUCAUCAACAAAGUUGACAAAACGCAUGAGUUCACAGAGUACACCAGGCGGUACAGAGAAGCGAGCCCGCUGAGUUCGAAUAAAUUGAUCCUGAGGGACAAGGAGCCGAAAUUGCACAAGUGCAAAUAUUGUGACUAUGAGACCGCAGAGCAAGGACUGCUCAAUCGGCACCUGCUUGCGGUUCACAGCAAGAACUUCCCUCACGUUUGCGUUGAGUGCGGGAAGGGAUUCCGCCACCCUUCCGAGCUCAAAAAGCAUAUGAGGACCCACACGGGGGAGAAGCCUUACCAGUGCCAACAUUGUGUCUUCCGCUGUGCCGAUCAGUCCAAUCUGAAGACACACAUCAAAACCAAGCACGGUACUGAGCUGCCCUUUAAAUGUGAACAUUGUCCACAGGCGUUCACAGAUGAGAAAGAACUCCAGCAGCACACGGAACUGUUUCAAGGGCAUAAGACCCAUCAGUGCCCGCACUGUGACCACAAGAGCACCAACUCGAGUGACCUGAAACGGCACAUCAUAUCGGUUCACACGAAAGACUUCCCUCACAAAUGCGAGGUGUGCGAGAAAGGCUUUCACCGUCCGUCGGAGCUCAAAAAGCACAGUGAAACCCAUAAAGGGAAAAAGAUACACCAGUGUCGGCACUGUGACUUUAAGACUUCGGAUCCCUUUGUACUUAGCGGACAUAUCCUCUCCGUUCACACCAAGGACCUGCCUUUUAAAUGCAAACGGUGCAAGAGAGGGUUUAGGCAGCAAAUAGAACUGAAGAAGCACAUGAAGACCCACAGUGGAAGGAAAGUCUAUCAAUGUCAGUAUUGUGAGUAUAGCACUACAGACGCGUCAGGCUUCAAGCGGCAUGUCAUAUCGAUACACACAAAAGACUAUCCACACAGGUGCGAGUACUGCAAAAAGGGAUUCCGUAGACCUUCAGAGAAAAACCAGCAUAUAAUGAGGCACCACAAAGAGGCCCUGAUGUAACAUACGAGCUGCGGAAGAAAGCAAUUUAGAAACUGUGAUACGCUAAUUGGGGAAGAAAACUCUCAUGAACUGUUUCUCCUGGUUUCAAAGCUUGAUAUUAAAUCAUAACUUUACAUUCUUUGUAUUAAAAGUCUUAAAAGUAUUAGGGUUGACAGGGGAUCUCAUAGCCCUCUGAUUGUUGCUCAUCAGAACCUAAAGAACACUAUAAAUGCAGAGAGAUGAAUGAAUGUCUGAGAAGCUGCAGAAAGAGACCUUGAAUGUCUUCUGUUUAAAGUAUUAUACAUUAUUAAGCUAAAGAAAAUACUAAGACCGUUAUCUUAGCCCUUUAUCAAUAACGCCAUUUGCCUCCUUAACCAAAACCUGGAAUGGGAGCCUUUAAAAAUAUUUGCUAAGGAAAGACUACCAGAUGCAGUUUUUGACAGUGAACCUAGGUAGACGUCAGUCACUUGGUAAUUACAUAUUUUAUUUGUGUUGGGAAAUAGGAUCCAAGAAUUGUUCAGGUUUUGAGAUCUCUCUUCCUUUUAAUUUUUAAAGCAAACAUACAUUUCAUUGGGAAACUUCGUUCCCUUCAUUUAUUUAGGUUCAUUGAGCAAUUUUGAAACAUUUUUUCAGAGCUGCUAACCUAUUUUAUCGCAGGAUAUAGUGUUAAAAAAAAAUCAGCAUUAUGUUUUUGAGCUCAAAAGGUGUUGUUCGGUGCUAGGGUUAAAGACUUGUAUGUAUAUAAUUUCCCUUUUUAUCUGCAGCUGCAGUUGAAUGUUCAGUAUGGCACAUAUGAAAAAAAGUACCUUUUGACUGAUCUAAUUAUUAUUGUUUUUAAAAAAGGAAAAUAAAUAAAUGGAGGCAGCCGUUGGUGCUAAGAUUUGGCACGGUUCUUUUUCUUGCUACUUUACUAUCUUCCCUUAAAAAAGAGUAUCAAGAUAGAAAGAAAUCAAUCGUUGGGAAAGGCUAGAGAAACUUUGGGAGCAGUGUUGCUAGCAAGGUCGGACUACUGUGGUCCUUACUUGCAAAUUAAAAAAAAGGAAAAUCAGUAUAGACAUGAAAAUUGCACCUUUUAAUCGAUUCAUACAAAAUGUAUACCAUACUAUAAACAUGCAUUCUCAAUCUGUAAGAAAGUUAUAUAUGCAGUAUUUAACCAGAACAAUAUGCUGCCGCUAGAGUUUGGAGGUGGAUCUUCAGUUUACAGUGUAUACAUUUGAAAUAUGCAUCCCUUUAAACAAUGCUUUGUGUUAGCAUGCUGCAAAUCAAAAUGGCGCUUAAAUAUAACAAGCUGGUCUAGGGCUAUUUAAUAAAUAAAAAACUGUUCAUAAAUGUUAUGCAUAUAAUGUGUCCUUUUUUAAACUUUUUUUUAAGUUGCUUCAUGUUUGCACACAGCUGUUCACAUGAUAAAUUGUAACUUUACUUCAUGCUACUCUGUUGUGGCUUUGUGUUUCGGAUAAUGUUCAUACUUUGUUUUUGCACCAGAUGAGAAUCAGUUCCUUGAGAAUAAAUUUUUUUUAUACUUCUAAACUUCAGAAAGUUAACUUUGGGAAACCUUAGAAAACUACUUGUGUUUUAUGUGGCUGUAAAAAAUGAUGUACACGCUGUAAAAUAAGAUUGUCACUGUUACGUGGGAUUAUUAUUUCAAAAUGUGUUACUCAUUGUAAUGAGCAUACAAUAAAAUGCAUCUCUUGCACUCCAAA
This is a messenger RNA of Elgaria multicarinata webbii, 4306 nucleotides long. RefSeq names its product zinc finger protein 711 (gene ZNF711). Gene Ontology annotation, molecular function: metal ion binding; DNA-binding transcription factor activity, RNA polymerase II-specific; RNA polymerase II cis-regulatory region sequence-specific DNA binding. NCBI's taxonomy places the organism in Eukaryota, Metazoa, Chordata, Lepidosauria, Squamata, Anguidae. The record is from RefSeq and is a predicted model, not a curated record. Bases 198 to 2627 code for a protein of 809 amino acids. The transcript is spliced from 9 exons. Gene Ontology annotation, biological process: regulation of transcription by RNA polymerase II. Gene Ontology annotation, cellular component: nucleus.